CCUUAUCAUUGGCCAAGUCCCUCUUCCCUGUCCUUUCGUUGCUUUGUCAGGUCAUGGGAUUGUUGUUCCUCGAAGAAGAGAAGCCUCUUUCCUUGUGCUUCCCCGAAUAAUGCCAUUGGAACUGAAUGCCUUCCCCUCUCCCUUGGCCCCCGUAGCUUUCUCCAGGCCUCGCCAUCAUGGCAUCUCGUCUAUGUUAAUCUUACCCUCAACACACUACUUGAGCCAUGUCUCGCUCUUCAUUGUUUGUGACGUCUCGUAUGCCAGCCCAUUCUGUCACAGGUUUUCCCAAGCUAUCUUUUCUAGAUCAUCGUCCAGAGAGCUGCUAUUAUCAUUCUCAAUUGUCGUCAUUGCUCCCUCUAUUCGACGUUGGCCAUCUGCGCACUACUCUGUCGGCCUUCAAAAACGCAUUCACCCCAAGGCUUUCACCCGCCUUGUCCGUGAUGCACUAUGCAAGAUCCAUCGCAGGACGUCUAUGACGAAUCAGAACAAUACUUGGACAAGAUCUACUCAUCGCUCAAUUGGCUCCCAGGCGGCCCAUGGAGCACUCGCGACAAGAAACCUCCACAAAGCCUAGUAGAUAUUGGAUUUCGAGAGCCGAUCAAGGAGCGAGAUGCAAUACACGAGUUCAUCUCCACAGAGCUGAUAGGCCAAGAAACUGCCAGCAAACUGGAAAGACAGAUCAUUACAGCCCUCUCCGAAUCACAAGCAGAAUUCAGAGCCCUCCGUGGGAAGGUUGAUGUGGAGGUAAUUACUAACCUUCUCAGCAACGAGCCAUCCCUGCCCCGCGACGAGCUCUUGUCACUCGUCAAUGGGGCAUAUAAAUAUGCCUUCGUCCGUCAUCCCGAACUCGGUCUCUUUGGAACAGACAGCGAGCCUCCGCACAAUCGCAACGCCGACUUGGAGGAAUACUACAGGCUCUUCAAACAUGUCGAGACUCGUACAUGCAAGAAUGGAGGUGCCGAAGUCUCGUUCAAGAACGUUACGUAUCAAGAUGAUCCCUCCAGCGACACGCAUCAGGCCUACAGGAUUUUCCUACUACCUAUGAUAAACCAAGAAGAUCUCAGCAAUCCCAAGCUUUUGGCACAUCUCAUUCUAAACCGAAUCAAUUGCGAACCCAGUGCCUUUACGUUAGCAGACUGGGAAGCACUUCAUCUCGGUCGAGCCAGCAAGCUGUUUCUGCCCAAAUUUGCCGACGACCGGUUCAUUGGGCUUCUCACUCCAUCAGAAGUCCAGCGGUGCCAACAGACGGAACGAAGCACCCCGUAUUCCUACUUCAUGAACGACUAUAUACUGAUCUGCUCUUCUGCCGAAAAAGACUGUGAACAAGACUCGCUGUUCACGGAAUUACGCGAGAAAGGUCGCCUUUUUGGCUGGGCCGACGGUAUUCAUCUCCUCCUUGCCCAAGCCCUGCUUUACCGAGUCUUGUGCGGUGUCACCAAAGCAAUAGCACUUAAAGGCGGCCAAUCAAAACGAGAAGUAAAUAGUAAGACUAUCGACCCUAGCCGAGUCGCUGCCUGGGAAUCAGCACACCAUCCAAUCGGAAUCUUCGACCUCGUACAAGAGGGAAUAGUCGAGUACGGGUCGUACAUGCCACCGGCCCUUCUCGCUCCGGAAUGGCCUGACGAAUUCAAGUCGAGGUUCAAGCGACAACUAAAGUGGUCAAAAGACCAUCUGUUGAGGCUUCGGAAUGAUCCAUUCUACUUCCAGCAAUGCGUCGAUGAGCAAUUUGAGCAGCACUACGGACUCAUAUCCGAGCUGCCCCAGCCCUACGCCCCCUUUGUACCGAAGAAGGCAGCAAUGGCGGUGCCAUUUCACGGUCGACUCCCUCAUUUCGAGGUACGUGACAUUGAUGCAAAGAAGGGUUUAAUGAACGACAUCAUCAGACGUGUUGUCCAGUGGGCUUUGUACGAGGUUGAAAUGUGGCAAUGCCUGCUCAAUAGACUCGAUGUGUUGUGGGGUCUUGCCGUUGGCAAGGGAGUUUCUCUUCGGUGUUCAAGAGACUCCCAGCGUCUAAACACAAUGGACGACCAACCUGAGUUGAAGGAGGCUUGGAUUGACUUGGGCUUCCACGCACGCUGGUUCGUGGAGCGUCGAAUCGACCACGUCGCUGGCCAUGGUGGUUUGAUUGUCGGCGAAGGGGUCCGGCAUUUGUUUCGUCGAGAUACUACCUGGCCGAGGUUACAGGUAGUCAAGGAGGAUUGGGACCUGCCCAAGGAGUAUACCGGUACCAGGAUCGACUUCACUAUAAGGGCCGCCAAUUCGGCAACACAUGGGGACGCAAUGGACGUUGACAAUGACGGCAUGAACAUGGUUGAACUCGAAAACUUGGAUAGUCCGACCUGGUGGUCGGUCAAGAAUGUCCACGCCGGUCUUGCGAGCAACUUCACCAUUGGAACCAUCGGUCUGCCGAAGCUCAUCCAGGGCUUGCGCACUGAGCUUUAUGCGCGAAAUACAGCAACCGGGGCUCAGACGACAGUCACAAGAGACUGUGAAGCCAUAUACUUGACAGGUCUACUCUGCCACCAGAUGCAACUGGUACGUCCAUUCGGAGGAGAUCUCGUGGAGGCCCGACAUCGCAGUGAGCGGCGCCGCGAAAGCCCAGUGGGCCCAUUUCUCCUUGGCUUUGAUGACGUCCCUUUUGAAAAUCUUGUGGAAGAGCAAACGCUCAGAUACACACAAUGGUUACUCGGGAUCGUCUACAAACCCUUUGGAGAUGAAGAUUACGGCCGCCAUUCGAUGCUAGCCCAGUUGUGGGUGAGAAACUUUUGGCGAGAACUCUGCGAUGGGCUUUCCAGGUCGACCAAGGAGCUGAAGCCCAAGGAAUCUAAGGAGUCGAAUAGGUCAAAGAGGAAGACGAGUCCUGCGGAUGUUGGCGGCGACGGCGUCGUUCUCAAGAGGCAUGGAAGCCAAGGGGGCAGAGUCAGCAAAAACGUCGCGCCGCCAAGGUAUUGUCGACCAACCGGUGUCCAACGAUAUCUCGCUACAUUGAAAUCUCCCGAUGAGGACAUUGCCCUGAAAUUCGACCGGUACAAUUGCAAGAAGAUCUGCGGGGAGAUUAUGACCGUCGCACCCCCGGGCCAUCAAGAACCUCCAGAAUGGGACCCUUCUCUAGGCGAGCUCGUAGUGGUCCCGGAUCCCGCGAAGAAAGCCGAAAAUGAAAUGGACAAGGUGGGCGUGCUAAGAAAGCCAAUUUGGGGGACCAUACACAGGAUCUGGAGCCACGCUGUCGGGCCCGUCGUCAAGAGGGACGUGUUUGACCUCUUUGGCGCCUUCAAAUUCGCACGUCAGACGGCCGAGGGAUCUCGAGAGAGAUUCACCUGGACUCCCGAAUCCUUACUCCCGGCACCGAAAUCGAAUGGAGAGGAUGGAGAGCCCGAGGCGAGAAGCAUCACGAUUCAUUUGCCGCAUGAUAACAAUAUGAAGAUGAGGGACGACCAGCUUCGAUGGCUUCGAGAAGCAUGCGCCACGGUGAACAUCACGAAAGAGACUAUAGAAGGGGCCUACCAUUGUCAAGGUACCCGUUGAUUUAUUCGGUUUGGAGUUUGAGAAGGAGAAAGGCGGGGCGGGGUCGAAGGCGGCAUUUAGGUUUUCUCUCAUGAUCGUUUGCAAGUCUUUGGGUUGCAGGAGUUACUUGACGCGUAUCUGAUGUGUCUCGAACGUCCUUGGAGUUUAUAUUGUACUGUUAGAAAACUGGAGCUUUC
Molecule: messenger RNA, 3701 nt
Organism: Colletotrichum godetiae
Lineage: Eukaryota; Fungi; Ascomycota; Sordariomycetes; Glomerellales; Glomerellaceae
Exons: 1
Coding region: 448-3525 (1025 amino acids)
Source: RefSeq, a predicted model, not a curated record